AACGGGAGAUCCGUGGAGAACGCUGCGAUGCCUGUGCUCGCAGCCCGGGCUCUGGAGACAGAUCCGCGCGAGAGAUUGGAAAAGGGGGAGCAGCUCCGCUUCCUUGCGAUGGACAGGCGGUGGGGGUGUGCAGCCUCAAGCGGAGGAAAGGCUGAGUGCCGGAUCAGACCUGGUCCUCGGGCUGAGGGCUCAGCCCCAAAAUAACGGGUUCUGAAACCCGGAGGUGGGAGGCGUAGGAGCAGGCUUGCUUGUUCGAGUGCCACUAUCAUUUUACAGCCAACCCCACCCCUUGCUCCAAGUUGCGUUUGUGAGAUUCGAAAGGGAUGGGACGGAAGCGGAAGGCCGCCGAGGCUCUGGACGGGGAGCCCAGCCAUGCAGGGUCAGAGCUGGAACUGCGCUGGGAAUGGGAGAAGGGCGCCCAUGGGUGGCUGCAGUUCCCGCCCGAGCAGAGCGAGGCCCUGAGCCAGGCAGCCCGGGCAGGGAAGCUCUCCGUUGACAUCGGGGAGUCCCGCGUGGACCUACGCAGGAUGGUGCAGCGGGAUAAGCAAACCGGGCUGGAAACGCGGGUGGCUGCGGCUGUCCGGGAUCAGGAUUCUUACUUGGUCUGGCAGUGGAAAGGAGACCAGGAAGACGACUGGCUUCCGUACCCUGCGGACACCUGUCUGGCUUUACAGGCAGCCAGAAGUGGUCAUGGGGAGCCCACAGUGGAGGUGAUGGUUGGCCGGACAAGCUACAAGCUGGACACGAUCCGCAUGGUGCAGACAAACAACCGCACAAAGUUUGAACGCCAAAUCGAAUGCAGGGAGUCCGAUGCUGCGGAGGUUACGGAUGGAGGCUCUCAGCUGAGCAACAGCACCCCGGGUGACGCUGGACCCACUUGCACGAAAAAGGUCCAGAACAGGGUGGCUAAAGCAGCAUCUCAAGGGGAGGGAGAUAGCACAGAAUCAGUGAAGACGGUGAUACUUAAGGGAAAAGCGCCUGUGGACCCACAAUGUGCUGCCAAAGUGGGGAAGGCUCACGUUUAUUGUGAGGGUGAGGACAUUUACGACAUCAUGUUGAAUCAGACCAAUCUGCAGUUCAACAACAACAAAUAUUACCUUAUCCAGCUUUUGGAGGAUGAUGGAGUGCAGAACUACAGUGUCUGGAUGCGCUGGGGGCGUGUGGGUAAACCGGGGCAACACUCCCUCGUGAGCUGCGGAGGAGAUCUGGCUAAAGCCAAAGACGUCUUCACCAAAAAGUUCCUGGACAAAACCAAGAACGAAUGGACCAAGCGCUCCAGUUUCCAGAAGGUUGCAGGCAAAUAUGACAUUCUCCAUCUGGACUAUGAAGCCAGUGAUGCAGAUGAGAAGGAAGCCCCACAAAAGUCAGCCCCACGCCCCAAGCCCGUGUCGCAGCUGGACCCCCGCGUGCAGGCCUUGGUUGAGCUGAUCUGCAGCAUCCGCACCAUGGAGGAGAUGGUGAUGGAGAUGAAGUACGACACCAGGAAGGCCCCUCUAGGGAAACUGACGGCUGAGCAGAUCCAAGCAGGGUACCAGUCAUUGCAAAAGGUCGAGGCCUGCCUAAAGCGGAAGCAACCUGGCCGUGCCCUGCUGGAAGCUUGCAAUGAAUUCUACACACGGAUCCCCCACGAUUUUGGACUGAAAACUCCUCCACUGAUAAACACAGAACAGGAGCUACGAGAGAAGAUGCAGUUGCUGGAGGCACUCGGCGAGAUCCGUGUUGCCAUCAAACUGGUGCGGUCGGACAGUACAGAGCUGGAGCACCCCUUGGACCGGAGCUACCGAGGACUAGGCUGUGAGCUCCAGCCCUUGGACAGGGAGGGCCCCGAUUUCCAGGUGCUAGAACGCUACUUGUUGUCCACGCACGCCCCCACCCACACGGAUUACACCAUGACCCUGCUGGAGGCCUUCAUUCUGAACAAGGAGACCUCCGGAUCUGGCCAUUUCCGCUCCGAUCUGCCCAACCGGACGCUGCUGUGGCACGGGUCCCGCCUGGGCAACUGGGCGGGGAUUUUGAGCCAGGGGCUGCGUGUGGCACCGCCGGAGGCCCCGGUCACUGGCUACAUGUUUGGCAAAGGCAUCUACUUUGCGGACAUGUCCUCCAAGAGCGCCAAUUACUGCUUUGCCACCCGUGAGAGAGACAUUGGCCUGCUGCUGCUGUCAGAGGUGGCGCUGGGGGAAUGCAAUGAACUCCUGGAGGCAAAUCCUGAUGCAGAGAAACUGCCGGCCGGCAAGCAUAGCACCAAAGGGCUUGGCAAGCUAGCCCCGUCCCCAAGCAACAGCGUGGUGCUGCAUGGGGCAACGGUUCCGCUGGGCCCAGCUGUGGAAACUGGGGUAGUGAAUCCCAGUGGCUACACCCUGAAGUACAACGAAUUCAUUGUCUAUGACCCAUGCCAGGUGCGUCUCAAGUACCUCCUCAAGGUGCACUUCAAUUUUACUGAGCUCUGGUGAAGGGCCUCAAAUACCAAAGGAUGAACCCUGCUGGCAUUUCCUUUACCUGACAUUACAAGUGCCUUCGAGCAGAGAGAGUCUCCCUUCGACGGACUUUUUUCAAGCAGGAGCAGGUUUUUGCCAAUUUAAGUGAAGCAAAAGGAAGCUGCUAAAAGAGAAGUGUGCCAGAUUGCAAGGGGCCUCUAAUUCCUUUUUGUUCUUGUUUAUUACAUGCGCAGUGGCUCUCUGAGCGGCACCCAGCAUGGGUGAGAUCACUUUAUUUUUCAAUAAACAGAAUUCUUCUAUAGGCCCAAA
Molecule: messenger RNA, 2744 nt
Organism: Varanus komodoensis (Komodo dragon)
Lineage: Eukaryota; Metazoa; Chordata; Lepidosauria; Squamata; Varanidae
Gene: PARP2
Product: poly(ADP-ribose) polymerase 2
Exons: 19
Coding region: 324-2450 (708 amino acids)
Molecular function (GO): NAD+ poly-ADP-ribosyltransferase activity
Source: RefSeq, a predicted model, not a curated record